This is a messenger RNA of Volvox carteri f. nagariensis, 1212 nucleotides long. RefSeq lists its product as uncharacterized. Lineage: Eukaryota; Viridiplantae; Chlorophyta; Chlorophyceae; Chlamydomonadales; Volvocaceae. The coding region runs from base 1 to 1212 and encodes 403 amino acids. The transcript has 7 exons. The record is from RefSeq and is a predicted model, not a curated record.
AUGCUCCAGUAUUACUUGCGGAUGGAGCCCCACCUCUUCAAGACCGCCGUAGAUACGCAACUGACCAAACUGCGCGAGGAGAAGCUGCGCCGGCAGGAGAAAGAGGAGCAGCUGCUCGCCAGUUCGGAUGGGACAGAGCUAGCGCUUUACAGGCGCAUGGAGGAGGUUCGCGAAGUUGAGGUCCGGGCGACCUUGGAGGACCUGAUGUACGUGUCCAUAUUGGAGAAGUUCCUGUUGCUGGGGGUGGACAUGCUGCCGCGUAUGGAUGGGUUCGUGGACCCCCCGUCCACCAACCUCAAGGCCCUGACUGAGGGCAUCCACAGCAAGGAGGCUCUGGAGCUGGUCAGGGAGCACCUGCUCUCGGUCAUGGGGACUGCGGCCACCGCGUACAGCAACGCCUACGUGAAGAUGAGCAAGUUCCAAAUGGCGCAGGCAGGUGGCGGAGUGUACGCCGCCAGCGUGAUGUUCGGCUACUUCCUGCGGCGAGUGGAUCAGCGUUUCCGGCUGGAGAAGGCGCUGGGGACACUGCCGCUCAGUAAGGAGGACGCGGUGGCUCGCCUGGAGAGACUCUUUGCGGCGGCUGGCGACGUGGAGACGUCGGACAAUCCCGACUUCGCGGACGCCACCACCGUGGAUCUGGACUCCCCAGCUCCCUCCUCCAUCGGCAGCUCGGUAGACGAGGACACAACCACGUCGUCAGCAGCGUCCACUGCCGGGGCAUACGGCUCAGCCAACCGAAGCAGCGGCGGCGCCGCAUCGACCUCGGGCCGGGGGCCUGUCGGGUCUCGGCGGGGUCCCGGGGCCGAGGGUGGCGGCGGUCGGGGCAAGAGCGCCCUGCGGCGGUACGUGGAGUCGUUCGACCAGGCUACCAUGGUGGAGACGGCGAGGGUGGUCAGCGUGGAGGGUGCGGCGCUGGUGGAGCGGCAGACGUCGGCGCUGCUGGGGGACAUUAAGAAGCUCACCACGCAGAUGCAGGAAGUCGUUGGUGACAACGCCAGCUCCAUGCAGGAGGCUAUUGAGCGUAUGGCCAAGGCCGUGGAGCUGGACAUGGUGGAGACCGUUACGAUGGCUGUUGCCACCCAGAGGCGGUCGGUGCUGGAGGCCGUGGCGUUCGGGUCCUUUCUGAGAGACGUGGAGAGCUGGGUGCAGGACGAGUACGCGCUGCUCACACCUAUCCCGCCACCGCAGCUGCCGCCGGCAGCGACCGUGUAA